GUAUUUAUUACCUUGAUGUCCCUCUCCCACUAUAUAUCAUGCAUUUCUAAUAGUUCCAUAACUCCAUACCUUUGCUCACAAAAAAAAGAAAGAAAGCCAGAGUAAGAAACCAUGGAAGACGCCAUAUAUGUUGCAGUGAAUCAAGAUGUUCGAGAAAGUAAAAAAACUUUGUUAUGGGCUUUGAAAAAUCUUCAAGUCAAGAAGAUUUUCCUUCUUCAUGUUCAUCUUCCAUUUUCGUUGACCACUUCUUCAAGUAGGCUUGAACAAAGUGAGAUCGAUGCAAUCCAAGAUUCAGAACUGAAUACUUCAGUAAAUAGCCUCUACAAGUACCGUGAUAUCUGCAUAAACAAAGGGGUUAAUGAAAAAGAUGUGGAUACAUCAAUGAUCUCAGGACAUGAUGUGGGGGAAGGGAUUGUGGAACUCAUCUAUCAAAACAUUAUCACGAACCUCGUUAUGGGAGCAGCAGCUGAUCCUCACUAUUCCAGGGGAAUGUCUAUCACAUCUAGGAAAGCAGAGUAUGUGAGUCAACAUGCACCUCAUAGCUGUAAAAUAUGGUUCAUCUGCAAGGGGAAACUCAUCAAGCAAAGAGAAAGAAGUUUCUACCUCGGGAAUCCAUCAGACUCAUUCUCAGAAUUCUCUACUUCUGCUGAGAAACCAAUUAGCAAAGGAAGAAGAAGGGAUGAGGAAGAGGAACCCGAGUCACCUAAAGAACAUCCAGGUUGGAUACUAGAACCUGAGGAAUCACCAAAGAAAGGAAGGAAGGAAACUAUAGAGAAAUCAAAAAGCAAUGAGAGCGAUGAAGACCCACGUCUCGAAGAUUUCAAGUGUCCCAUUUCAAUGGAGAUAAUGCGAGAUCCUCAUGUGGCUGCUGAUGGUUUCACCUACGAGGCAGAGGAAUUCAGAAAGUGGCUAAGGUCAGGAGGUCGAACCUCUCCAAAGACAAACAAGCCGCUUGAGAAUCACAAUCUCGUUCCAAAUCACACUCUUCGUAUAAUCAUAAAAGAUUGGCUGGAGAAGAACCCAAAUUAUAAACGUUGAUUCAUCUAUCUAUAUGAGAAAAAACAAGAAAGUCAAUGAUUAUGUUGUGAUUUUUGGAAUUUCUUUGUGAAAUAACAAAUAAAACCUUCAUGUAUCUUACUACGAAAUCCAUGGAGGGUAUUAAUGCGAUUCUCUAUGCAAUCAAUCUG
This is a messenger RNA of Arabidopsis thaliana (thale cress), 1187 nucleotides long. It is a transcript of the gene PUB54, whose product is annotated as plant U-box 54. Gene Ontology annotation, biological process: protein ubiquitination. Gene Ontology annotation, molecular function: ubiquitin-protein transferase activity; ubiquitin protein ligase activity. NCBI's taxonomy places the organism in Eukaryota, Viridiplantae, Streptophyta, Magnoliopsida, Brassicales, Brassicaceae. The transcript is spliced from 7 exons. The record is from RefSeq and is marked reviewed. The coding region runs from base 112 to 1038 and encodes 308 amino acids.